Molecule: messenger RNA, 708 nt
Organism: Monoraphidium neglectum
Lineage: Eukaryota; Viridiplantae; Chlorophyta; Chlorophyceae; Sphaeropleales; Selenastraceae
Exons: 2
Coding region: 1-708 (235 amino acids)
Biological process (GO): intraciliary retrograde transport
Cellular component (GO): axoneme; intraciliary transport particle A; ciliary basal body
Source: RefSeq, a predicted model, not a curated record
AUGGUGGCCUUCUACACAAAGGCGGGCGCCCAUGACAGCCUGGCGGCGUUCUACGAGCGCUGCGCGGCCGCGGAGGUCGAGGGGCGGCGGGACUACCCAAAGGCGCUGCAGGCGCGUCCGAUCCGCGGCCGCGGGCGAGCGCUGGAGGAGGCGGCCCGCCAGCUGGCAAAGAGCCGCGCCCCGGACUUGCAGGAGCGCCAGGCAGACCUGGAGGCGCGCGCGGCGGGGAUCCGGUCUUUCCUCUCGGCGCGCGGCCUGCUGGCCAUGGACCCCGCCGCAGCGGUCGGCACCUGCCAGCAGCUGCUCUCCGCAGACCCAGGCGGCGGCGGCGGCGGCGCAGGGGCGGGGUCGGGGGCGUCGGCGGCGGGGCCGGGGGGCGGCGCGCGGGUGCGGGCGGGGGACGUGCUGGGUAUGCUGGUGGAGUGGUGCGUGGCGCAGGGCAACGCGCCGCAGGCGCUGCAGCUGCUGCAGCAGAUGGUUUCGCGGGGCCUCGUGCCGGAGAGGUUCUUGGCGCCGGAUGUCGUAGCCGGGGUUUACGCGGAGAUGGGGGUGGAGCAGCCGCUGCCGCCCCAACAGCAGCAGCAGCAGCAGCAGCAGCAGCAGCAGCAGCAGCAGCAGCAGCAGCAGCAGGGCAGCUUGAGCGGCGAAGUGGAGGAGGAGGUGGCUGAGGAGGACCUGCCCUUCAUGGGGGAUGCGGCGGAGGAUUGA